CCUCAGUUUCCAAACACUCCCAAAGCAACUCAUAUCCCAAACCCAUUACCAUACACCUAGGGUUUCUCUCUCUCUCUCUCUCUCUGCUCUGCUCUGCUCUGCUGCAAAAAGCUAGGGUUUGGAAAUCCAUUACUGUUGCAGAGAGCUUCAACAAUGACGACAGUGGUCCCCACCUCCGAAGAAGAUCCCGCCCUCGCCGUCGUCCGAUUCACUUCCGAGCUCGCCUGGGCCGACGCCGGCCCUGAGGUUGCCGAGCGGCAAGUUUCUACGCUGUGUAUGGAAGCUCAAGAAUGCAUCGUAAUGAACAAGUGGCUUGAGUUGGCGUCACUUAUGCUCACGUCUGCUGACUUGAUAUUCUCAAAGGUUUCCGACAAAGAUCUUGAGUGCAUCUUUACUGUUAUCUGCAAUCUUGUUACGAAGUCUGAAAGUCCAGAUGAAGAGCUUGAGAUGGCAAAGCUUAUAUCAGCAAAAAUUACUCAUCAACCAAAUGAUAAACCUGCAUUGCGCUUAAAGAUUGUGUUCAACCUGUACAAUCUACUGGGGAAUCCAUACAGCCGGUUCCAUGUUUACAUGAAGGCCCUAAAUUUGGCACUCAAUGGGAAAGCCACUGAACAUAUCGUACCUUCAUUCAGAAAGAUUGAUAGCUUCCUCAAAGAGUGGGGUAUUGGGAUCUCGGAUCAGCGGGACCUUUUUCUGACCAUAUCUAAUGUUUUGAAAGAAAAUAAAAGCUCUGGAAAGGAGUCCUUCAAAUUCCUGACCAAAUACUUAGCAACUUUUUCUGGUGAAGAUGCACAUAUAAUGAGUGAAGCCAAGGAGGAAGCUGUGCGCACAAUUGUGGAAUUUGUGAAGGCACCUGACAUGUUUCAGUGUGAUUUGCUAGAUAUGCCUGCUGUGGGGCAGUUGGAGAAGGAUGCUAAAUAUGCAUCGGUGUAUCAGCUUCUGAAGAUCUUUCUGACUCAGAGACUUGAUGCCUAUUUGGAGUUUCAGGCUGCAAAUUCUACUUCACUUAAAAGCUAUGGUCUUGUCCACGAAGACUGUAUCACGAAGAUGCGAUUAAUGUCAUUGGUGGAUCUUGCUUCAGAUGAAUCUGGGCAGAUUCCAUAUGCUCUCAUCAGAGAUACACUGAGGAUCAAUGAUGAUGAGGUGGAAUUAUGGGUGGUUAAGGCGAUAAGUGCCAAGUUAAUUGACUGUAAAAUGGACCAGAUGAAUCAAGUUGUUAUUGUGAGCCGUUGUACUGAGCGUGUUUUUGGGCAGAAUCAGUGGCAAACACUUAAAUCAAAGCUUUCAACAUGGAGGGGUAAUAUUGCAAGCGUCAUCAGCACCAUUCAAGCCAACAGGAUCACUGAAGAUGGGUCACAGGCAAUGCAAGGCUUGAUGAUCCGUUGAAGCGUUCUUUUUAUUUUUAUUUUUUUAAAAUUAACAUUUAGUAUGAGAGACCUUUGUCAAGAGAUAGCUGAAGCUGUGAUGUGAUGUGAUGCUCAGUUACAGACUUGUGAUUCUCAUUUAAUUUUGGAACUUAAAAAUCCAUGUGUUGGAAAUUUUGAUGGAAUGUCAGUAUGAGCAGUUAAUUUAUUUGGAUC
Messenger RNA from Quercus robur (English oak), 1580 nucleotides. RefSeq lists its product as uncharacterized. The record is from RefSeq and is a predicted model, not a curated record. Lineage: Eukaryota; Viridiplantae; Streptophyta; Magnoliopsida; Fagales; Fagaceae. The transcript is spliced from 10 exons. Gene Ontology annotation, cellular component: eukaryotic translation initiation factor 3 complex; cytoplasm. Gene Ontology annotation, biological process: cytoplasmic translational initiation. Bases 154 to 1386 code for a protein of 410 amino acids. Gene Ontology annotation, molecular function: translation initiation factor activity.